UGAAGAAGACAAACCGAAAGUAAGUUGACAAACCGAAAGUAUGUAACCGAAACAUGAAGAUCCGUUAGAGAAACAGAGAAGAUCACAGAUGCGGAGGAGUUCAGACGAGAUCAGAGAGCUCUUGUGAAGAGUAAAAACCUCAUGAUGGAGCCUCAUCACUCCACCGGUGGAGAAGAAACCUCUGACUCAAAACUGCAGACAUUCAGAGCAGAACCUCCAGAGCCCAGCUGUGUGUCUAUGAAAAGCAACAAUUCAAUGCUUGCGCCUCUUGUUUUCAGUGAUGAAAGAACUGCUACUGACCUGAGCUGUGUGAGGGACGCAUCACUUCAGGAUCAGUCCAGGUGUGGAGUGUGUGAGCAGAUUCAGACAGAUCCAGUCUCUAUCAACUGUGGACACACUUUCUGUAGACAGUGCAUCAACAGCUAUUGGAACCAGUCUGCUCAGUCAGGAGGCUUUGCCUGUCCCCACUGCAGAAAGAGGUCUAAGACACGUCCUGUUCUAUAUCAACACAUUAAAGAGUCCAAAAAGCAGGAACCAGUGAGUGAUGUUCUGCGCAGAGUCUUAGAGAGACACAAAACCAGCAUGAAGAACAGGUAUGAGAGCUUAUUUGAGGGAUUCAAAGCACAAGAGAAUAAAACCCUCCUGAACAGGAUUUAUACACCGCUCUACAUCAUAGAGGGAGAGAGUGAAGGAGUGAAUGAAGAACAUGAAGUUUUACAGAUUGAAAAAACACUCUGGGACCAACACUGGCAAGAUACACCAAUUAACUGCUUAGAUAUUUUUAAACCUAUAGAGUGCACUGUAGGAGAAAUGGAAGAAGACAGCAUCAGAACUGUGAUGGCUGAAGAUGUCAGACAUAAAGAAAGAGAAGAAGAUAAAAUUCCACAAGUGCAGAAACUCAGGGCUGUGCUGACUAAAGGCAUUGCUGGCAUUGGAAAAACAGUCUCUGUGCAGAAGUUCAUUCUGGACUGGGCUGAAGGAAAAGCCAAUCAGGAUGUAGAUUUGAUGUUUGUGCUUCCAUUCCGAGAGCUGAACUUGAUUAAAGAUCACCAGUACAGUCUUCUUAGACUUCUGUGUGACUUCCAUCCUGAGCUCAGAGAUCUGGAGAAAAAGGUAUACAAUGAGUGCAAGAUAGUGUUUAUAUUUGAUGGCCUGGAUGAAAACAGAAUUCCACUGAACUUCUUACAAUGUGAGAACAUGUCAGACAUAACCAAGGUGUCAUCAGUGCAUGUGUUGUUGACAAACCUCAUCAAAGGAGAGCUGCUUCCCUCUGCUCACAUCUGGAUAACCUCUCGACCAGCAGCAGCCAAUCAGAUCCCCUCUCAGUACAUCAAUCGUGUGACAGAAAUUCAGGGAUUUGAUGCCCCACAGAAAGAGGAGUAUUUCAGAAAGAGAAUCAGUGACCAAGACCAAGCCGACUUUAUCAUCUCACACAUUAAGAAAACAAGGAGCCUUCACAUCAUGUGCCACAUUCCAGUCUUUUGUUGGAUCUCAGCCACUGUUCUUCAGUACAUAAUGAAACAGGGUAAUACAGAAAUCCCUAAAACUCUGACUGCAAUGUAUUCACGCUUCCUGAACACUCAGACACUCAUGAGGAAUGAGAAGUAUGAGGAAAAUAGUGAGAUAAAUCCAAAUAAUCUCUUGGAAUCCAGCAGAAAUUUGCUUCUGAAACUGGCAGAACUGGCUUUCAAACAGCUGAUGAAGGGUAAUGUGAUAUUCUAUGAAGAAGACCUGAGAGAAUGUGGUAUUGAUGUAUGUGAGGCCUCAGUGUACUCUGGCAUUUGCACUGAGAUUUUUAGAGAAGAAUCAGUGAUUUACCAAAGGAAGGUCUACUGCUUUGUUCAUCUGAGCUUUCAGGAGUUCCUGGCUGCUCUCUAUGUGUUUCACUGCUAUGUGAGGAAAAACAUGGAGGAACUGCAGUUUUUAAAGCCACGGAACACAAAGUGGUCUGACAGUGUUUCUUUGGAAGAGCUGCUAAAGGAAGCUGUGCAUAAAGCCUUAAAGAGUGAGAAUGGACACCUGGAUCUAUUUCUCCGUUUUCUGCUGGGCAUCUCACUGGAGUCUAAUCAACAGCUCUUAAAAGACUUUUUGACUCAAACAGUGAGCAGCUCAGAGAGCAUCAAGAAAACAGUUCAGUACAUCAAACGCAUAAUACAAACAGAAGAUCUUUCUUCUGACCGAUCUAUUAACCUGUUCCUCUGUCUCACUGAAAUGAAUGACCAGUCUUUAUCCAGAAAAAUUCAUGAGUAUCUAAAAUCAGAGGAUUGCUCCAAAAAAAAAAUCUCCUCUGGAGAGUGUUUGGCUCUAGCUUACAUGCUUGUGACUUCAGAGGAGGUGCUGGAUGAGCUGAACCUCAAGAAUUACAGCACAUCUGAGAGGGGAUAUUUGAGAUUGAUCCCAGCUGUGAGCAACUGCAGAAAGGCUGUACUAGCUGGCUGCAAACUCACCCUGAACUCCUAUGAAACUCUCUGUUCUGCUCUGAAAUCAACAAACUCACCCUUGAAACAGCUGGACCUCAGUCACACUGACCUGCAGGACUCAGGGUUGGCACUGCUGUCUGUUGGAUUGAAGAGUUCAAAUUGUAAACUGGAGAUAUUCAAACUAUGUUUGUGUAAUCUUGGGGAAAAAUCUUGUGAAAUUCUGGGAUCAGUACUACAACUGGUAAACUCCUCCCUGAAAGAGCUGGACCUCACUAACAAUGACCUUCAGGAUUCAGGAACAGGGCUGCUCUCAGCUGGACUGAAGAGUCCACACUGUAAACUGGAGAUACUCAUAUUAUCUGGUUGUAUGAUUACAGAGGAAGGCUGUUCUUCUCUGGCUUCAGCUCUGAGUUCAAACCCCUCACAGCUGAAAGAACUGGAUCUGACCUACAACCACCCAGGAGAUACAGGAGUGAAGCUACUCUCUGCUAGACUGGAGGAUCCAUACUGCAGACUGGACACACUCAGGGUGGAUUAUGGGGGGGAGACAUGGAUGAAACCAGGACCAAAGAAAUAUUCCUGUGAUCUCACUCUGGACCCAAACACAGCAAACACACAUCUCUCUCUAGAUGAGGAGAACAGAAAGGUGGUGUGUGCGAGAGAGGAGCAGUCGUAUCCUGAUCAUCCAGAGAGAUUUGAUGAGUAUAAGCAGGUUCUGUGUAGAGAGAGUCUGACUGGACGCUGUUACUGGGAGGCUGAGUGGAGCGGAGAUGUUGAUAUAGCAGUGACUUAUAAAGGAAUCAGCAGGAAAGGACGCAGUGAUGGUCGGUUUGGACUGAGUGAAAAGUCCUGGAGUCUGAGCUGCUCUAAUAACAGAUACAUUGUUCGUCACAAUUAUAACAGCACUGCUACCUCUGGUCCCUCCUGUCAGUCUAACAGAGUAGGAGUGUAUCUGGACUGUCCGGCCGGCUCUCUGUCCUUCUUCAGCGUCUCCACUGACUCACACAGACUGACACACUUACACACUUUCAGAUCCACAUUCACUGAACCGCUUUACGCUGGAUUUACACUUUAUACUGACUCCUCAGUGUGUGUGAGAUAGAAAAGUUUCACCCCUCUCUCUAUCUCUCUUUGUAUCUGUUUCUUUCACUCUCUCUCUUUAUUUCUUUUUGUCUUUCUGUCUCUCCUUUUCUGUCUCUCUCUUUCUGUCUAUUUCUCUGUCUUAGUAAGUAAGUAAGUAAUUGUAAUGGGUUGGAAAUCUUAAUCAAGACUUAUUAACACCCCUAUACAUUUUUUUUUAUAAUAAUUGGGUUUUAAAAAAAAUGAGGUCUUUUUAUGUGUGCUUCUUUUUGUUUGUCUUUGGUUUGGGAUUUCUUAAUAAAUCUCAUGUCCUUUAAAAGCAGAUCAGCUUAAGUAAAAGGGUAGACGGCACUAGACCAGAAGGGGGCACUCCUUACUAAGAGGACAGCUAUGUCUGUGUCCGUUCUCUCUUUUAUUAAGGUGUGGAAACGUUGUUUUAUUUCCUAAUGACUUUAAUUGGCUGGGCUUAGAAUGUAUUUUUAUGUGCCUUGUGUUGUAUGCAAUUUUGCUGCAAUAAUGCCACGCCACUAGCAUUAAAUAUCGCAUCAGUCCAACGAAGCUGCUACAGUAUUUUAUUUGGCUUAUGUGUGAAUGAAGGCUAUGCUAUUGUGCAUGUAUUUGUGUUGUGCUGCUGCUAUAAGUGAAUACGCUCUUGUGAUUGAACUCACCUUUCAAUUUCAGCUGAGACUUUGGCACACUCGGUAGCAACUGAUCUAAUGACCUCAAGGACCUGGAGAAAGGAUAGGGUUUGAGCAGAUCUCCUAUAUAAGAUGGUGCAGAUCAAUUUAGUGUCUUGAAAACAAAUAUAAGAACUUUGAAUUGAAUCCUGUACUAUACAGAGAGGUAUACCAAGACAGGGAUGAUGUGGUCCUUCUUUUUUUUGCCUGUGAGAAGACAAGCUGCUGCAUUAUGGGCUAACUAUAAACAAACUAUUGAGGACUUACUAACACCCGUGUACAAGCUGUUGCAGUAGUCUAAGCGAAAUGAAAUGAGAGCGUGUAUAACCUUCUACAGGUCUUGGUGUAACAGAAGUGAUUUAAUUUUUAAUUUAAGUUGGUAGAAGGAACUCCUGACAAGAGAGUUAAUUUGUUUAUCAAACCUGAGGUCAGGGUCAGAUAUUACCCCAAGGUUAUUUACCUGAGGUUUCACAUCCUCCAACAGUCCACCAAGAUUGUUCAUUAAAACAUUGGUAUGCUUGGGAGAGCCAAAGAGGAUCACUUCAAUUUCAUCUUCGUUUAGUUGGAGACAAACUGCCUUCCAACCAACACUUAAUUUCCUAUAGACAUUCUUUCAUUCAAAAAUGUGAACUUCUUGCAGUUCGUAAUUGUGUUCAGAAAGAAAUUGCAAAUAUUCCUGUGAAGACAGGUUAAAUAUCUAGGUGUUUUGAACUAAAAAUGUUCAAAACACCUAGAUAGAUGUUCAAAACUAAUUUGGAAGAGUUGAAUAUCUUUCCUAUGUUAGUUAAAGUGAAGAGUUUGCUGAAUCUGUGGUUAUCUAGAGACUUGUGUAUUUUAGAUCAUGUUCUUUUGUCUAAAACAGAGGGUGUGUUGAGGCUUGUUUGUCCAUGUCACUCAUUAUAUAUUUCUCUGAAAACAAUUCAGUCAGCCAAUUUUAUCUUAUUUGAUUUUUUGUGGAGGAGUAAAUCAUAUUAUUUACAGAAAUCUCAAGUAAUUAAAGAUUACGAGCAAGGGGGUUUAAAAGCUUUAGGUUUUGAAUCUCUUCUUGGGACGUUCAGGGUUAAAUGGCUGAGAGACUGAAUUACUAAACCCCAGUCUCUGUGGUAUCAUAUUCCUCACAAAAUUUGAAAGAGUUGGUGGCCUCAAAUUCCUUGUUAAGUGUGACUAUCAACGUUCAAGAAUCCCUUUAAAAUUAUCCUUUAUCCAUAAGCUGGAAAAUGAUAUUUUGCCACAAUUUCUCUUCUCCUAAGUCUAUAAUUUGUAAUAACAGGUCUAUUACAUUAAAUAGAAAAUGUUUUUAAAGCCGAUUCGUUUGAAAGAGGAAUUUUCUUUGUUCAGGAUUUACUAGAUAGUGAUAGGUAUUUCUUGUCUUUUUACUGUUUUGUUGGAAAAUAUGUCUUCUUUUUGGCGAUUUUUGGUGAUUUUCACUCUCCUACUUCUUAUAAUGUUGAGGCAGCAACAAGAGAUAAAGCUUUUUAUUUUUAUCAAUAAUACAUGCCAUUAUUCUUUUGGGUAAAUAUCAUAUUCACAUUUGUAAAUGAAAAAAAUGUACACCCUUUUUUAAUUUGUUUAUCUGUGUCUUCACUCAGUUCCUUCAAAGUUUAUCUUUUUUGAAAAAAAAUAACAUAGCAAAUGAACAAAAAACUGUGUAUGUCCAUGACCAAAUAUCUUC
Messenger RNA from Colossoma macropomum (tambaqui), 5849 nucleotides. Its product is annotated as NACHT, LRR and PYD domains-containing protein 3-like. The record is from RefSeq and is a predicted model, not a curated record. The coding region runs from base 142 to 3522 and encodes 1126 amino acids. The transcript has 9 exons. Lineage: Eukaryota; Metazoa; Chordata; Actinopteri; Characiformes; Serrasalmidae. Gene Ontology annotation, molecular function: protein binding.